GACAGGAGGACUCUGGGGAAGAAAUCUGGAGGCCCCUUCUACAGGUUAAAGGCUGGGCUGAGUUCCACCCAGAAUCCAAUCAUUUCUAAAAUUAGGCACCACUCACUCUGGUUUCCUCUUGCCAGGAGGGCUGUUAAGCUUUUCUGCCUUCUGGUAAGGCCAGAACAGGCAGGGACGGGCUACUAUAAGAGGUGGGCAGUGGAAGGCGAGAGCACAUGAGGACAACUGCUUACUCACAGACUCAUCGCAUCUUAAUAUCAUUCAAAUCGUGCUCGCUUCGGCAGCACAUAUAAUAAUAAUAUCAUUCAAAUCAACAUAAACACAGAACAUUUGUAUGCAGGCCAACACAAACACUACUCAGAAAGCUGACUUUUCAUUUGUGAAUGUAGAAGCAGGCGGGGGGGUUGCACGGGAGGGUAUGUCGCAUUUUUACUUGUUCUUCACUUUUAAAUAUUCCUUCGUAGAACAGAACACUGUGAUUAAAUAGGGCAGAUGGGCUGAAUGUUACAAUCACACUCACCUUGUCCUCACGCACAAGUGUGAAUGUCACAGGCACGCGUGAGCCCAGGCCUUCUCAGGUCACAUUAGAGCUCGGCACUCGGUCCAGGCGACGGGACUCAGUCCAGAAACCUCAGGCACACAGACGGGAGCGGGAUCUCAACAGUCACUCGAUCAGCUAGUGCACAACCUUCCUGACAAAUGAGGCCUCAGAUCACAGGUUAAAGGUUCCCAAAACCCAAAGAGUUACAGGUAUUCUCUGAAACUCCACUAAACCCUCCGGCAACCACACUCCCCCUACGGUAACAGAGAACACUGCGGGGGUGGCACCUGGGGCAUUGCGGAGGGGCGGCUGAUGCCCGUCUCAUACCCGCCCCUAUUUCAGCAGUUACAUCACCUGCAGGGGCCUUUGCUUAUCCUCCUCCAUUAGCCAGGGAGCUCAGGCUGGUUCUUCGUUAGCCUGUUAGCCAGCAUCCUGACACUAAGGCUCUGCUCCUCCAUUUCAGCUCCUGGUCCCCAAAUGAGCGAGACUUCCCUGGUCACACCCACAGCCCGUGAAGCCGGCUUCAAGUAGAAGCGCUCAGAAAGGAAAGCAAAGGAGAAGUGGUGACCUGCUUCCUUAAAAACCACCAAGGCUGAACUACGCAGGAGCCAGCGGGGCUCAGACGCCAAAUCACAAAAGGAAAAUGAGCCUUCUCAAAGAGCGAAAACCAAAAAAGCCACAUUACAUCCCCAGGCCCCCAGGAAAGCCAUUCAAGUACAAGUGUUUCCAGUGUCCCUUUACUUGCAAUGAAAAGUCACAUCUUUUCAACCACAUGAAAUACGGUCUUUGUAAAAACUCCAUCACUUUAGUGUCCGAGCAAGAUCGUGUUCCCAAGUGCUCCAAACCAAACUCUUCGGACCCUAAGCAAACCAAUCAGCCCGACCCUGUGGUGAAGCCCACCUCUUCCAAGCCCGUCCCAAGCGGGCUAUCACACCUGGAUGCCAAGCUCCAACACGGCCUCGCCAAGGAUGACAUCAAGGAAAAUCUGGACCUGCACACACGCGGGCCCCACAGGUGCCUCGGACAGAAGCCCGCUCCCAACAAGGAAGCAGCGCCCCCAAGCCCAGCCCCAGAAGCUGCCGUGGGCACCCAGCCUGUUCUGGAAGGAGCUGUCCGGCCUUCAGCAUUCGUUCCGGUGGGGGAGCACAGACUCAAAGGGCAGGAGCUCACAGAGGCUCCGGAAGCACUGGCCCUGACCCACCCCCCUGCCAAAGCCGCCUCCUUCCACACCAAGUCUGCCUUCCACGCCCCUGGCUACCCCUGGAGAGCUGGCUCACCUUUCCUCACACCUGAGUUUCCACAUAAAAUCCCAUCCACAAAGGGCUUUGGCGCUGCUUCCCCGUAUGUGCACCCCAGCAUCACGGAGUACCCGCCUCAUUUUUACACGGAGCACGGACUGGCCACCAUCUACUCACCUUACCUACUCGCAGGGAACUCACCCGAGUGUGACAGCCCCCUGCUGUCUGUCUACGGGGCCCAAGACCAAAGACACUUCCUGCCUCACCCAGGGCCCAUCCCUAAGCACCUGAACCCGGCUCCAUCCACAUACGACCAUUACAGAUUCUUCCAGCAGUAUCACUCCAGCCUGCCAAUUCCUUAUGGAUUUUACAGACCCGAGUCUGCGUUCUCCUCCUACAGCCUCAGGCUCCCACCCGUGGCUGGCAUUUCACGGGACCAAAGCUCACAUCUACUGGAAGAAGCUGCCCUGGGUUACCAGGCCUUGAGUCCCUCCAAGUUAAACUCCUCCAACUCCCACAAAAAACACACAGAGUUGGAGAAGGAGAGUCCAACUCCCGAGGCUAAAGAACCUUCCAAAGAUGGGCAGAGGGACACGGAAGGGACCAAAAUGAGCCCACGCGCAGGCAGCGCGGCCACAGGCUCCCCGGGAAGGCCAAGUCCCACCAACUUCACACAGACAAGCCAGCCAUGCGCUGGGGUGUGCAGCCUCUCAGAUGCGCCCGCCCCCGGUGCCCCAGGAAGGAUCCAACCACCAGAACAGGGCCUCGCAGCCUUCAAGCCCAUCAAGAACACAGACCACCCACAUUCCCAGGCCCCAGAAAACAGAGCGGCAUCCCCGAAAAGCCUCGAGGCCUCGAACACAGACGCUCCAACUCAGCUGGGGAGCCUGGAGGCCUCCCCCUCCAGCCCGGAGGACAGCUCCAGGGUGGCCCCGCUGAACCUCUCCACGAAGCCAGAGGCUGAGCCGGCCGCCACGCACAGCCCUGCCUACGGAGAAUUUGCCGAGCCGCAGGACGCGCCGCUCAACCUCUCAGUGAAGGACCCCUGCAACGCCCUGACCUCAAGGCCCUCUGUGUGCAGCCCCCCGCGAGGGGCCGAGCCCGCGGCUGCCCCCACCCCCUCUCCAACUCAGCAGAGGGAACCUGCAAACUCUGGGGACAGGCCUGACCCCAGCUCUGUGGAGGCCCCAGUGCCCAGCCCCCCUGGGAAGGCCCAGGAAAUACGUGCAGCUGACAGCGAUGAGCAGAAGCAGACGGCGGCCGUGGCCCUCUGCCAACUGGCAGCCUGCAGCCCGGUGAAUGUCGAGCCCGCGGCCCAGGAGCCCACCUGCCGGCCAGACGCACCCAGCCCCAGGGCUCCAGGGAGCCAGGAGGCUCAGUGCGACCUCAGACCCAAAGGGCAAAAGAGGACGAGCCCCAGGGAGGCGGGGAAGGGCCAGCAGGGAUCCAAGAAGGCAAAGCCCAGUGACACAGCCAGAGUGUUCACACUCCGGAAGAGAACUCGGGUGUCUUAG
This is a messenger RNA of Dama dama (fallow deer), 3293 nucleotides long. RefSeq names its product zinc finger protein 750 (gene ZNF750). Lineage: Eukaryota; Metazoa; Chordata; Mammalia; Artiodactyla; Cervidae. Gene Ontology annotation, biological process: positive regulation of transcription by RNA polymerase II; epidermis development. The transcript is spliced from 2 exons. Bases 1185 to 3293 code for a protein of 702 amino acids. The record is from RefSeq and is a predicted model, not a curated record. Gene Ontology annotation, cellular component: nucleus. Gene Ontology annotation, molecular function: promoter-specific chromatin binding; RNA polymerase II cis-regulatory region sequence-specific DNA binding; DNA-binding transcription activator activity, RNA polymerase II-specific.